GUCCUGCCAAGGCGUGGCGCAUGCGCUGUUUUGGUUGGUAGACUUGCUAGUAGAUCGCCAAGUGCUGCCGAGCAUUGGUGUCAGCUGGUGAUCUCGUCAGAUGGUGUCGCGAAUCCUAUAAUAUCGCAUCAAUCGUCGUGCGGAGGAAAGAGGUUCAAGAUGAGCACUGGAAUGCCGGAAUUAGGCUCGAAGAUCAGCCUUAUAUCGAAGGCCGACAUUCGUUAUGAGGGACGUCUCUUCACCGUCGAUCCUCAGGAAUGUACAAUCGCUUUGGCCAAUGUGCGCUCCUUCGGGACAGAAGAUCGAGAGACAAAGUUUCAAGUAGCACCACAGAAUCAGGUCUACGAAUAUAUUCUCUUCAGGGGCUCAGACAUAAAGGACAUCAGGGUGGUCAACAAUGUCAGCUCCAUUCCUAAUGAUCCAGCUAUUGUGCAGAUGACAGUGCAGCCAACCAUGGGCCAGCAAUCAUACCAGCCUCAACCUGGCUACGGACAUCCGAUGAUGGGUCAGAUGGGCCCGAUGGGUGGCCAGUAUGGUGCUCCGUAUGGUAUGAUGGGUGCUAUGGGCCCGGUAAUGGGUAUGCCAACCGCUGCACGUGAUCCCCAUGGACCCAUGAAUAAACAGCCAAGUGAGUUGGGCUUGGGCCCUGCCGAACCCAACGCCAUCUCUAUCCCAAACUCACUACCGACGGCCAACGUCGACCCAUUACCAAAAGACCAAUCUCUGGAAGAUGGUGUUUUCGAUUUAAUAAGCGGUGGAUCGCGUUCCACGACCCCGACUUCAUCCUUAUUGACUAGAAAGAGUCCUACGAUGGAUCAAGGAAUUCAGGUAGGCCAUCAGCAACAACAACAGCAACAACAACAACAACAUCAACAGCAGCAGCAACAACAGCAAACUAAUCCCAACAUCAUAGGAAAACACAACGACAAACCGAGCGUACGAGCCGUCCAGCCUCCGCAUCGCGAUCGGGAAAAUCAUGGAAGUGGACGAACUGGAAGUGGUAUGUCGCAGUACAGCGAAGGAAAGCGUGAUGUAAUGAAGCAUGAUGGUCAUCUUCAAGGUCCAGGUCAUAUUCAUCCACCUCAUGGACAAAAUGGCCGUGGAAAUCGCGGCGGAUGGAUUGGCCGUGGAAACAUGCGUGGUAGAGGGCGAGGUCGCGGUGGUUUUCGGCCCAAUCAACCGGGUAAUGCUAAUAUCAAACCCAAGAACACACUUAAGUUCGAUAACGACUAUGACUUUGAACAAGCCAACACUGAAUUUGAGGAGUUGAGAUCUCAAUUGGCGAAGACGAAAAUCGAUGCUGGAACGGAAAACGAGAAGAAGGAUGACAGUGGCAACGAGACCGGAGCCGGCGAAGGCGAACCAGAGGAGGAACCGGAAGUCGUUCACUACGACAAAUCCAAAUCCUUCUUCGACAACAUAAGCUGCGAAGCCGUCGAGAGGAGUAAAGGAAGAUCCCAACGUACGGACUGGAGGACCGAGCGCAAACUGAAUUCCGAGACGUUCGGUGUGGCUUCGACGAGACGCGGCGGUUUCCGUGGCCGUGGUUAUUACAAUCGCGGAAUGGGUGGGAUGUACCGAGCUGGCGGAGGUGGUGCUGGAAGCGGUGGUGGUUUCCGUGGUGGUUAUCGAGGUAACAGAGGUGGAAAUCGCAAACCCGCCAAUCAGAUCCAGAACAAUCCAGCCAGCCAGAAUCGUACCAGCAGCAACGAGCAGCCGACAUCGUCCCAGCCGCAACAACAGAACAAUCGCUUGGUAACCGGAACUGCGUAAACGCGUCUGGUGCAGCUUGCGAUUACUACUACUACUAAAUAAGUAUUUACUAGCGAGUAAGAUUUUUACAAUACGUGCUCUGCUGCCCUUGGACUGAUACGAAUUCGAGUCUGGCAAUCGUUAGUUGUGUAGUGGUCUUACGGAUUUAAUUCUAGAUUAUCCUACACAGGAUUGCGUUCGCUGUGGAUUGAGGCAGGCCUGACGUACAUGCGGUUUAGUCGCAAGACGCAAGAUAUGCGUCGCGCGAGAGGACUCUACUGGCGCACAGGACUCCAUAUCGACGCGACACUUCCCAAUCCCAAAUAUUCGCGAUUCGCGGUUCGUUGCAGGAUCAAUCGUGAUCGUUGAUACUCGAUAUCUAAAAGAGAAACCCGUUUCCCCGGCAUCUCGCAAGGACGAGCACCGCAUCGUCGACAUCCUCUGUACCUGGGGAACUCGUGAAUUAUUAUACUUCAUCCUCUUGCUUUCUUUUAUUUUUUUUUUUUUUUUAUAUUUUGCUUUCUACCUCACGUGUAGUCUGUCUAUUGAGACACGGAGACUGUCUGCCGGGGAGGUCUUCUUCAGGGACAUUUUCUUUUUCUUUUUUCUACGAAACGCGAUAAUCCCCCACGGCAGAGAACAUGCGUGAUCGUUCUUGCGAAGAUCCUUUGAUAUGCUGGGACGUAGUUUUUUUUAGUGGCUAAUAAUCAGACUUGAAUAUACCGGGGACACGGUGGUUCUUUACUUUUUUUUUUUGUAAAUUUCUUUUUUUUUCUCCUUAUAUCGGUCUUCCUCAUAGUCGCAAUCUCGACAGAGGAAGUAUGGCGCAUCCGGCCUUUCGCGAAGCAUGGCAAAAUAUAUAAUAUACGGAAAGGAAGUUUUAACGAUGGUGGCCCCGAUGCUGGACAUUUUGGUGUUGUUGGAUUGUAUCCGCGUGACGGAAGUGAACGGAAUAUUUUAUCGCGACGGUUUUCGCGAAUGCCGGAUGACGAUAGGCUAACGGGUGGCGUUUCGCGAAAUAAAUAUUUAGUAUACGGCGAAUGUUACGUGCACGAAAGACGGUUUAAGAUUGUAAAGAAAAAAAAAAAAAGGAGAAGAUGACCAUGUAGAGAAAAAAAUGAAAAAAAAAAACAAAGAAAAAAUAUAAUAGAGGUUAGAAUUCUCGUGAAACCUAUGCGGAGUUUGACGCAACUUUGUGCGCGAGCUAAGAGCCCCAGAACUCCGGGAUGGAUUUGAUUAUAAAUAUUGUAAUACCACGUCUCGGGUCACGUGGUAAAAUAAUUAAUAAUAUCGAACGCGCGAGUAUUGGCGCUUAACAAUUUCUAAAGGAUGUGUAAAACUUAUGUUGUAAGUAGGCAAUUUUUGGCAGACGAGGGUUCACGUCGCGGACGUAUGGCGAAGACACGAGAAACCGUGCAGACUAUUUUGAUGAAAGUUACGCGUAACGGGAAUGUUCGUCGAAUGUUUUAAUGGGACCGCGAUUAAAUUGAUUAAGCUUUCGGACACGUGACAAAUUAAAUGGAGUACCCGGACGUACCUCGGCCAAUACAUAGGAUAUAAGCGUAAGUCUAUUUGCUAGAAUUAUAAAUACAAUUUAUAGUCGAGGUGACAAAAAAAAAAUGAAGGAGUUCUACCGUGCACGGUUUUUCCUCCUCCACCUCCCCAACGCGACCGACCGCCCCCACUAGAUCGCAUAGAUAUUUGUCGUUAUCCUUUAGGCUAUUGCGAUUAUUACGUGCUCCUCGACGAGAGGCAGCGCGAUAACCUGAGCUCGACUAUGAAUCUUGUAAAUUGUCGAUUGUCAAAUCGUAAUCAGUUAGAGAGACCAAGGAGGCCGCGCGUUGGAAGUUCGUUGGUUGCACGAAAAAAGAAAAUUAAGAAAAAAAGAAGAAAAAAUGAUUGUGAAAGGAGGUAAUGAUAACGAUAGGAAUUAAGGUGGGAUCGAAUAAGGUGUAUAAGUUAAUAUACGAAUGUGAAACACGA
Molecule: messenger RNA, 3735 nt
Organism: Cephus cinctus (wheat stem sawfly)
Lineage: Eukaryota; Metazoa; Arthropoda; Insecta; Hymenoptera; Cephidae
Gene: tral
Product: protein LSM14 homolog B
Exons: 7
Coding region: 160-1773 (537 amino acids)
Biological process (GO): cytoplasmic stress granule assembly; P-body assembly
Cellular component (GO): P-body
Molecular function (GO): mRNA binding
Source: RefSeq, a predicted model, not a curated record